Molecule: messenger RNA, 954 nt
Organism: Ochotona curzoniae (black-lipped pika)
Lineage: Eukaryota; Metazoa; Chordata; Mammalia; Lagomorpha; Ochotonidae
Gene: TMEM255B
Product: transmembrane protein 255B
Exons: 9
Coding region: 1-954 (317 amino acids)
Source: RefSeq, a predicted model, not a curated record
AUGCAGCCACUGGUGCCGCCUGUUCCAGGGCCCUUGGCCCUGCUGGACACCACAGGCUUUGCAAAGAGGAAGAGGACGGCCCAGUGUUUUGUGGGCUCCCUGCUGGCAGUGUCCACGCUCAUAGUGACAAUCGGCCUCGCAGCCACCACCAGGACGGAAAACGUGACCGUGGGAGGCUACUAUCCUGGCAUUAUUCUGGGCUUCGGGUCUUUCCUGGGACUCGUGGGCCUCACCUUGGUGGAGAACAGACGACAAAUGCUGGUGGCGGCCAUCGUGUUCAUCAGCUUUGGGGUAGUGGCUGCCUUCUGCUGUGCCGUGGUGGAUGGGGUCUUUGCUGCCAGACACAUCGAGCCAAGGCCGCUGACCACCAGCCGGUGCCAGUUCUACUCCGGCGAGUCGGGACACUUUUAUGAUGUCCACCACACGGAGGUCACGUGCUACUCACUGAGUGGUCAGUGCCAGCUGAGGGUGAGGAGCAACACCUGCUACUGCUGUGACCUGUACACCUGUGACAGCUCCUCCCCAGUGCCUGUCUACCACGAGUUUUUGGGUGUGCGCGGCUGCCAGGAUGUGCUGCACCUGUACCGGCUACUUUGGGUGUCCACAGCGCUCAAUGUGCUGGGCUUGCUGCUGGGCAUCAUCACAGCUGCUGUCCUUGGGGCUUUCAAGGACAUGGUGCCGCUGUCCCAGCUGGCCUAUGGCCCAUCUGCCUCACCCCCCGCCAUCUACAACCCGGCCCAGCAGCUCCUGGCGUUCCCAGGCUUGUGCUCACCACCUGCCACCCUCCCCACCUGCUCCACCUACCCUCUGCCACUUCAGGCGUGCAGCCGCCUUGCAGCCACAUCUCUGUCAGAGGCCCAGGGCGGCCGGAGCGACCUCCCUCCCCAGGCCCCGCCGCUCCGCUCUGCCGCCUCCUUUCUCCCCGGAGAGAAACCUCCUCCCUAUGCUCCCUGA